Larimichthys crocea (large yellow croaker) is the source of this 2054-nucleotide messenger RNA. RefSeq names its product tyrosine-protein phosphatase non-receptor type 7. The record is from RefSeq and is a predicted model, not a curated record. The transcript is spliced from 11 exons. Gene Ontology annotation, molecular function: protein tyrosine phosphatase activity; protein kinase binding. The coding region runs from base 423 to 1625 and encodes 400 amino acids. NCBI's taxonomy places the organism in Eukaryota, Metazoa, Chordata, Actinopteri, Sciaenidae. Gene Ontology annotation, biological process: protein dephosphorylation; signal transduction. Gene Ontology annotation, cellular component: cell junction; plasma membrane; cytosol.
GAUCCGAACUGAUGUGGAAACACACACACACACACACACACACACACACACACACACUCUGUGUGUUUACGUGUUUUCAGUCUCACCAUCGUGGCGUUCAGGCAGGUCGCGUUGUCGGGACGACCUGUUUGUCUGCGAUGGUUCUGAUGACAGAUCUGUGGCAGCUCUGUUUCGUCAUCACAUCAAUAACUUACUCGUCACGUCAAAACUUCCUUAAUUGAGGCGACGACAACAAACCGCUUUGGCUUCAAAGAGCCGUGAGGACGAACGCAACGACACGUGGAGUUAAUGUAAAAAAAAAAAAUUAAAAAAACGCAAAGCGAGCCGGAGACAGAUCUAAAGAAACUAAAGUGGACUGAGAAAGAAGAACAUGCAUGGUGUUGUGAUGAACAGCUAAGGUCGACUCAAACACGCACAGAACCAUGAACAUGUCAGCGAUGCAUUCAGGCUCCCCUACUGCUGAGGAUCCGACCACGCCCCCGCCCAUGACCACGCCUCCUCGCAAAGCCUCGGUCCGCCUGCAGGAGAGGCGGGGCUCCAACCUGUCUCUGCUAUUGGACGUUACGAGUCUGGGGGUGGAGCCUGUCUGCUCCGUCUCCACCCCAAAGGAGGUGUGGCUUCAGCUGCUUCACACCUCCUCGCGACCGCUCACACACUCGAUGCUGCAGCAGGCUGCCGUGGACACAAACACGCUGAAUGUAGAGUACCAGAAGAUCCCUCCGAACUUUGUGAGCACUGCGGAGCUCGAUGUUCCAGGACACAUGAUCAAGGACAGAUACAAAACCAUCCUGCCCAACCCUGAGAGCCGGGUGAUCCUGAGGAGCUCAGAGGAAGAGGCGGGGCCAGACCGCUACAUCAACGCCAACUACAUCAGGGGUUACAAAGGAGCUCCCCGGGCCUACAUCGCCACCCAGGGGCCGAUGCUGCACACUGUGGGGGACUUCUGGGACAUGGUGUGGCAGGAGAGGAGCAGCAUCAUCGUCAUGGUUACCAGACUGAAGGAGAACAACGAGAAAUGCGAGUUGUACUGGCCACAGCCGAGAGAGAGAAGGGGGAGAAGGAGGCUGAAGGAGGAGGAGGAGCAGAGGGAGGAAGAGGAGGAGGAGGACGAGGAGGAGGAGAAAGGAGAGACAGGCCGAUUUGGCAGAUUCCUCCUCAGAGUGAAAGACAGCCGAGAGAAAGACGGCUUCACCGUCACUGACAUGGAGAUCCAGCUGUGUGCCGAGCGCCGUCCCGUCAGACAUUAUUGGUUCACCUCUUGGCCUGACCACCACAUCCCACAAUGCACUGCUCCCCUGCUGAGACUCGUGGAGGAGGUGGAGACGUACAGCAAGUCCCUCCUACCGCCCAGCUCGCAGCCAAUCACAGCCCCCGUCGCCGACCGCGGACCAAUCAUCGUCCACUGCAGGUAUCGGCAGGACCGGCUGCUUCAUCGUCGGCAGCAUCGGCUGUCAGCAGCUCAGAGAGAGCGGGCAGGUCGACAUCCUGGAGACGGUGUGUCAGCUCCGCCUGGACAGGGGUGGAAUGAUCCAAACCACAGAGCAGUACCAGUUCCUGUAUUCUAUGCUGGCCCAGUACAGCUCGCAGCUACAACACAACCAGGAGCAGAACCAGAACCAGCCUGACACACUGCCACAGAACCAGCAGAACCCAGAGGACCAAGCCAGCAAACAGCUACAGAACCUCCAUCUGGACAACACACAGAAUGUGAAGAACUGAUGCAGAUGUUUCAAAAGCAGGUACACACCUGAAAAACUCCAGGAGACCUCGAGAACCACCAGAAUGUACGUUCAUCAAUAUCAUCAGAACCAGAACCAGCAGCCAAACCCAAAGAACUGAUGCACUAACAGAUGGAGGAUUUUGGGGGGAACCCACCACUCACAGUGUGUGCAGGUAGAGAUCCUGAAGAACAUCAUGAGGCUCAUCCUGGACUGAAUCACUAAAACCAACAGAACCAAGUAAAAAAAACACAGAUGGAAAAUGACCCAAUAUAUGUAAUUAAUUAAUAAUUAAUAUGAACUCAAAUAAAAAGACGUCCUGUGACAUUCACCUUA